UGUCAGCUGUGACCAGCCAUGGCUGCAGGAGGAAGCGACACAAUGGAGAGAAGGUGAGUUAUAAAGUGUUUCUCUGUUGUAACACAUGGCAGCAGUGGAGGAUGGAGGUCGGGCUCCGGGCUGCCUGUGUGUCCUGUGCGGGCUGCCCGCCGCGGGGAAGUCCUCCCUGGGCCUCACGCUCCUCAGCACCGCUGCUCAGCUCGGAUGGAGAGCCACCGUGCUGCCCUAUGAUGACCUGAUCCCCGGGAAGGCCUUUCACCCCAGGGUGGAAGAGGAGGAGGAGGACGGAGCGAUGCACACUGAAUGGAAGUCACACAGACAGGCAGUGCUGCAGUGCAUCGAGCUCUUCUUGAAGACGCCUGACGUGUCGGCAGAGCUGCCGAGCGGCCGACAGAUCAAAGCUGCUGCCUGGGAACGAUGCGUCCGUGUGCUGCUGCGGCCUGAAGGACCUGUGGUCCCCUCUCAGGCCGACCGGGCACCACUUCUCUUUCUGCUGGAUGAUAACUUCUACUAUCAGAGCAUGAGAUACGAAGUGUUCCAGCUUGCAAGAAAGUAUUCACUGGGGUUCUGCCAGGUUUAUCUUCACUGUGAUGUGGAGUCCUGCAUCAGCAGAAACCAGCGCCGGCCUGAGCCCGUUCCCACCGAGGUGAUUCUGGAGAUGGGAAAGCGUCUGGAGCCCCCGAAUCCACAGAAGAACUCGUGGGAGACGCAAAGCAUUUCACUCCACACCACAGAUAAUUUGUCUAAACUUGACAUCCAGAGGGUGACAGAGUUGAUCUCCUCUGCACUGAGAAACCCGCUGAGCCCGUUGGAGGACAACACUGAACAAAAGGAAGCCGAUCGUCUGAAAUGUGCCACAAGUGUGGUUCACCAAGCUGACCAGGCCUGUCGACGCCUCAUCUCCGAAGCCAUGAGGACUGCCAGAGAAAAUCGAGUGUCCUCUGAACAAAUGAGAUCUUUGGCCUCCCAGCUGAAUGAAUCCAAGGCGACAUUUCUUCGCAGGUUGCGAGAGCAGCUGCUGCAGGACCCGUCUUUCUCUCAGGAGGAGGAUGUGGAGCGCGUGGUGAAAAGUGCAGUGGAUGUUUUCGACCGUGAGAAAAAGGAAAUCUUGUUAAAAAUAAUGUAUGAUCACAGAUGACCUUUUCACAAAACUAGAUUUGAUUGUGUCAAGUCACAAGUGGAUGUGUGGAUAUGUAAUAGAAUAUAUAUUUAAAUAAAAUGUACUUUUACUUGUCA
Limanda limanda (common dab) is the source of this 1236-nucleotide messenger RNA. RefSeq names its product L-seryl-tRNA(Sec) kinase-like. The transcript has 6 exons. Bases 86 to 1138 code for a protein of 350 amino acids. The record is from RefSeq and is a predicted model, not a curated record. Gene Ontology annotation, molecular function: kinase activity; tRNA binding. Lineage: Eukaryota; Metazoa; Chordata; Actinopteri; Pleuronectiformes; Pleuronectidae.